Trypanosoma brucei brucei TREU927 is the source of this 1152-nucleotide messenger RNA. RefSeq lists its product as hypothetical. The record is from RefSeq and is a predicted model, not a curated record. Lineage: Eukaryota; Euglenozoa; Kinetoplastea; Trypanosomatida; Trypanosomatidae. The transcript has a single exon. Bases 1 to 1152 code for a protein of 383 amino acids.
AUGAACCAUGGCAGUCGGGGCAUUGAUGAUUCUAUAAAGGGCGCGUUGCUGCGGCUUGAGGAGGCGGCCACGAUUAUGCACACCCAAUACCGUCAGUUGCGCCGUUCUACAGCUGCGUCACAGCACCACUUAUUAACACAACUGCACCGUGAGGAGGUGCCACUUGCUGGACGCAAAGGCACUGAUACCGCACCUACCGUGUAUCAUCUCCCCUUACCUUUAUCCGUUGCCGCCAACCCUGAGGCAUCUGCUCCUUCAUAUUACAGACAUGAAGCAGAGCGAAUGCAAGCCAUGUCGGCGUAUCGGUUACGGGAAUCACAGUUUAUGGCACGGAAGCUACUGCUGGCGUCGUUAUGGAAACAGUAUGUCAUUAAUUCGUGGUUCAAUCCUCAUGUCGUCGACGGGUUUUACUAUCGAGUCACCACAAAGCUGUCUGAGCUCAGGUCCCGCCUUGAGCGUGCAGCAGCGGUAGUGCAUGCGGAAAGACUUGUUGAAACAUUGCCUGUUAUCGCGAAACAUGGAAUUCAACUGAAGCGGAAGCGGCGACUGGGAGAAGCUCUCUCUCUUACCGUUAGGGUUGCAAGGGAAUUUAUAAAUUGUACAGGGAACGGUACAGAACGGUUGAAUGUGCAAGCACCUCUUGGAUCUCCUUUACCUUUUACGUCGAGAGAUUUUUCUGAAGUUGUGCAGUACCUUGUUAGUCGCGCGGUCGAAAGGAGAGAAGAGUCGGGGGCUGGGUUUGCUGCCGCGGUUCAAUCGUUGUCGCUCCUACAGACGCUUGACACUCCAGCUGCCUUACAAUGUCUUGCAAAAGAAUGGAAGUUCGAUAACAUCUCACUUAAUCAUAACAGCACCCGGAGUAUCUAUAAGUGGUACUCGCAUGUAAUCUGCGAGGCGAUGCGCGAGAAAGCCCGCGUCACGAGCAAUGUGCUUGUAAACCGGCGCCAGCAGCGAGAACAAAACGAAGCGCAUUGGUGCAACAUGAGGACUAAAGCACUUACAGUGUUGCGGAACGCUUCAUGUGAUGGAACCGGUGCAGCUACUGCAUCUGAAGGGCCCGGCGACGAUGACACGGCAGCAGGUCAGCAAGAAUGCUUGCUGUCACUUGUGUUAAGUUCUAUCCAACAAGAGGAAGACGUGAGGGAGCGAUAA